Messenger RNA from Dromiciops gliroides (monito del monte), 2739 nucleotides. It is a transcript of the gene CDHR4, whose product is annotated as cadherin related family member 4. Lineage: Eukaryota; Metazoa; Chordata; Mammalia; Microbiotheria; Microbiotheriidae. The record is from RefSeq and is a predicted model, not a curated record. Gene Ontology annotation, molecular function: calcium ion binding. Gene Ontology annotation, biological process: homophilic cell-cell adhesion. Gene Ontology annotation, cellular component: membrane.
GGGCUCAUCUUGGCCCUAGAAAUUUUGGGUGCCUCAGCUUUAAUCAACUUGGGAAAUUGCGAUGGUUUAAUUGGUGAUCUGAUUUCUCCCUUGAGAACCUACAAUCUGAGAAGUAAGCUGCCCUGGAUGGUGAAUAUCUUCUGAGGAACACAGGAACCGGGCUCAGUUAUACAUGUUUUCUUUUUCAACUGCUCCUGCCUACCUACCCUGGAGCUUGAGAGCGUGAUUCCCCCCAGCCCUUUUUUUAACCAGCCCAGCUUAUCUGUAUACAUGCAGUAUCUGGCAAAGGUGACCUUAAGCAGUGCGGCCAGGCUGGAUGCCCGGCAGGUGAACCACUAUCAACUCAAUCUGAAGCUCACAUGUAUGAAAGAAACUUUGAAUGUCCCCCUGUCGGUUGACGUGUUUAAGGCCCGUGGUCACCCCAUUUGUCUGGGCCGCUUUGCCAGCCUAGCUGGGGACAAUGUACAGGUUCUGGAGACUGUGGAACCCCAAUCUCUAAUCUAUGUGGUGCUGCUUCGCAGAGGUCUGACUGGUGUCAAGAUGGAAAUCACAAACCCUCAGAACAUCUUGGAUUUCUCUAUCAAUGAGCUAGGGCAGGUGCUGACCCCCAGCCAGGGCCUCAUUGGUAGUGCCUACAAGCACUUGCCAGGCUGAAGAUCUUGGUGAACGUGGGAUGAACAAGGCAGGAGCUGCCAGGGGACACUGAGUGAAGUUCGGCCCAAUCCCCACAACAAGGUCUCCUUCGGUGCUUAGACUUUUGGGCAUAUAUGAAUUCAGUUUCAGACCUUCAACAUCUCUGAAGACCAUAGUGCCGGUGGUGUGGUUGGCCAGGUCCGAGCCAAUGGCAGCCACGUUCGAUAUGAGAUCACUGAGCCUGUUCCCCUGCCCUUGUACUCCAUCAGUUCUGAGGAUGGACUAAUACGAACCACAACUCCUCUGGACCUGGGGCGAAAACCUGGGGCUGCGGUCACCAAGUUACAAGUGAAAGCAUAUGAUCCAUUUCAGCCUUCGAUGAGUGCCCAGCUCAGUGUCACCGUCAACGUGCAGCCCAUCAACACCUGGCCCCCUCGCUGCACUCCCGCCGCUGUGCUAGUCACCCAAGUCCCCGAGACCAUCCCCGUGGGCAGUGUCCUGAUGACUCUGACCUGCUCUGACCCGGACUCCGGCAGCACCACCUUUCAUUAUCAGCUCUGGCACCACAAUGAGACCAAAUCAAACUACAGCUUCCGCCUGCAGGGGUCCAGUCCUUCAGGUGCCAAUCCGACCUCGCUCCUGACCCAGGGGGCUCUCUGGACACCACCAGGAGGGCAUGCCAGUCCUGGGAAUCCAUUUCUGGAAUGGGACUAUGACUCAUCUGCACCCAACGUUCAGUAUAGGACCACCAUCCUGGUGACUGAUAGUGGCCAGCCCCCCCAAACUAGCAAGUGCCAUGUGCUGGUGACAGUGACACCAGUGAAUGAGUAUUCUCCAGUCUGUCCCUGCUCACACGUUCCAAAGGUCAGAGAAGAUGCUCCGCGUGGCAAGCUGGUUGGCACAGUCCUUGGCUCAGACAGUGACUAUCCACCCAACAGCAUCGAGUACCACAUCUCAGACUCACCAUCCAACUUCUACAUCGACCCUCACAGUGGCAAACUCCAUCUUCUGGCAUCACUAGACUAUGAAAAACAGAAGACGUAUAAACUGGUCAUCUUUCUGACUGAUCGAGACCAGGACCAGGAUUCCACACACCGCCGGUCAGGCUCCUGUACCAUCACCAUUGAGGUUCAGAAUGUGAAUGAGCAUGCCCCAGAAUGUGAACCCCCGUUUCAAGAGCUCACCAUCUCUUCUGCCCCAAGCACCAAUGCAGAGGUGACAAGGCUGAUGUGCUCGGACAGGGAUGUGCCAGAGAGAGCCCCAGGAACAUUCUCUUUCACCAUCAUUGGAGGAAACAGCAAUGGAAGGUUCUACAUGAAAGACAAUAUUCUACUCCACAACGUCUUUUCCUUCCAGCAUGAUGGACUCUUGGAUCCCCAUACUUAUGAGCUCCUGGUCCGUGUGACUGACAGUGGGCCUACCCUCCCCUUCUUCAGUACCACUGCCAUUGUCAUUGUUCACGUGAUUCCCUGGAUGACCACUGUGCCCACUACUAGCACAAAACCCCUAAUGAUUUCCUCACCCACACCUUUGGUAGUGACUAGCAUUGAGGACUACUGGGCUCCGGAACCUUGGUUUGUGGUUGUGUUAACAGUGACUGGGAGUUCUCCUGAUCACUGUCUUGGCUGGCUCCUUUGCAGAAGACCUAGAAGAAUGGCUCUAAGCCAGCAAACAUGUGGACAAUCCUCCCAGACUCUAUUAGUGGGACAGGUAAAGAGAAAUGAAAAUUCUACUGGUGAGCUAAGAAAAAAGAAGAAUGAUGAAGCCAGCAGCAUCCUAAGUCUGGUACUACUAAUUCUAUUUCAGUCAAAUGGAUUUGAGGGGGAGGGAAAAAGCAGCAGUUUGAUGGCAGAGCCCAGGACCCUGUUACAGGCAGAGAUUAUCUCUUCAGCAGCAACACAGGAGCACGGCGCUGGCUCUGAGGUCAAUCUCAACAGCAUGGGCAAAAGCUGUUUUAAGAAAUUAGUGGCUGUACUUUUUUGGAAAUGGGUGAGAUACAUAAAAGGGAUCUAGUCUGACUCAUUUCCCUGAAGGUCUCGCACCCUGCUGACUCCUUACUUCCGCCCAGCCCCUCCCUUCCUCUUCUCCUACCACCUGAGACCCUAA